AUGCGUCGGUCCGCAGCACGGGCUCCGCGGAGGGCACAGGGCGGCCCGCGGCCGGCGCCCGCCUUCCUGGCCCGUCUCCGACGGCGGCGGCGCGCGGGGGCCGAGGAGGCCGCGCCGGGCUCCGACCCGGGCGCCCCGACCGCCCCGACCGCGGCUCACGAGGGCCCUCUUGUGGGGACUCCCCCAAACAGCCCCGUCGGUGGUGCGCUUCCCCAGGCCCGGGCUGCUGCCCCCGUGACCCCUCACACCUUCCCACCGGGCUCAGACCCGGAGAGACUCAGCGGAGACCUCGGGCCUCCCUCCCUCCUUCCCUCCUCGGAGCCUGCACACUUCUGUGGCACGACCCGGCCCUCUGGGGGAGACCCGGUGGAGAGCCGGCCAGUCCCCAAGGCCCCGUGUGGACCUGGAGUCCCCGAGGUGCCGCCCCAGACUCCUCCUGGGCGCCUGUGCUGGGUUCUGCAGGGAGGCUUCGCCGCCACCUGGCCGGCGUCUUCCUUCUCGCCAACUCGCACGGCAGAGGCUGCUGGGGCAGCAGGGGGCGGCCGCCUGCGCUGGGAACCCCGCUGUCAGCACCCCCUGCCGGACAGAGUGCCCGGCACUGCGAUCCUGCCCCCGCGCCUCGACGGGCCCUGGAUCUCCACUGGCUGCGAGGUGCGGCCUGGACCGGAGUUCCUCACCCGCUCCUACACCUUCUACCCCAGCCGCCUCUUCCGAGCCUACCAGUUCUACUACCGGGACCCCUUCUGCCGGGAGCCUGCCCACUCGCUGCUCAUCAAGGGCAAAGUCCGCCUGCGCCGGGCCUCCUGGGUCACCCGGGGCGCCACGGAGGCUGACUACCACCUGCACAAGGUGGGCAUUGUCUUCCACAGCCACCAAGCCCUGCUCGAUGUCACUGGGCGCCUCAACAAGACCCGGGCCGGCCAGGACUGCGCCCGGCGGCUGCCCUCCGCCCGGGCCUGGCUGCCGGGGGCGCUGUAUGAGCUGCUGAGCGCCCGGGCCGGGGGUGGCUGUAUGGCGGCCCUGGGCCUCACCAUGCACGAGCUCAGCCUGGUCCGCAUGCAGCGCUACCUGCAGCCCCAGCCCGAGGCCGCGUCCCGGCCGGUGGAGGAGCUGUACCUGGGGGACAUCCACACAGACUGGGCAGAGAGGCAGCAAUACCGGCCCACCGGCUACCAGAGCCCACUGCAGAGCGCCCUGCACCACGUGCGGCCCUGCCCGGCCUGCGGCCUGGUGGCCCGCGCCGACGUGCACCACCCGCCCGCGCUGCCCGCCCGGCUGGCGCUGCCGCUGCGGCUGGGCGGCCGCUGGGUGAGCGCGCGCUGCGAGGUGCGCCCGGCCGUGCUGUUCCUCACGCGCGCCUUCGCCUUCCACGCGCGCAGCCGCUCCUGGGAGGGGCGCUACCACCACUUCUCCGACCCCGCCUGCCGGCAGCCCACCUUCACCGUGUUCGCGGCCGGCCGCUACAGCCGGGGCGCGCCGUCCGCCAGGGUCCGCGGCGCCACCGAGCUGGUGUUCGAGGUCACGCGGGCCCACGUGACGCCCAUGGACCGGGGCACCGCGGCCAUGCUCAACCUCUCGGAGCCCAGCAGCUGCGGGGGCCCCGGGGCCUGGACCGUGGGCACCGAGCGGGACGUCACAGCCACCAACGGGUGCCUGCCGCUGGGCAUCAGGCUCCCGCACGUGGAGUACGAGCUCUUCAAGGUGGAGCACGACGCCUUGGGGCAGAGCCUGCUCUUCAUUGGACAGAGGCCCACGGACGGGUCCAGCCCGGACACCCCAGAGAAGCGCCCCACCUCCUACCAGGCGCCGCUGGUGCUCUGCCGCGGGGACGCGCGCGACCCCUCGGGGCCCCCGCGGCACGAGCCGGGGCGCACGGCCCCCCGCGGCCGGGGCCCGGACCCCCGCGCGGCCCCUCUGCCCCUCCUGGCCCUCGUGCUGGGGGCGGCCUUCCUCUGGUGGCCGUGA
Messenger RNA from Microcebus murinus (gray mouse lemur), 1965 nucleotides. Lineage: Eukaryota; Metazoa; Chordata; Mammalia; Primates; Cheirogaleidae. The record is from RefSeq and is a predicted model, not a curated record.